AUGGACACCCCAAUUAUGGAUAGGAUUGAAGAAGGAAUCACCAAAGCAGCUACUGGAAAAUUCAAUGAUUAUGGCAAUGAGAACGAGACAAGAGAGCACGCUUUAAAGAAAACUGAAAGGGAUUUCGAGAGAGAUCUAUCGCCAAAUCAGAAAGGGAUUGUUGACGACAAGACAAUCAAAAACGAAAACAAAGAGAAAGCCGAAUCAAAUCUAAACGAACAA
This is a messenger RNA of Mesorhabditis belari, 222 nucleotides long. NCBI's taxonomy places the organism in Eukaryota, Metazoa, Nematoda, Chromadorea, Rhabditida, Rhabditidae. The record is from the annotation of a GenBank genome assembly.